Messenger RNA from Staurois parvus, 292 nucleotides. NCBI's taxonomy places the organism in Eukaryota, Metazoa, Chordata, Amphibia, Anura, Ranidae. The record is from the annotation of a GenBank genome assembly.
UAAAGGAGAUGGCCAGAGGCUGCGGACACAAUACAGGAGAUGACCAGAGACUGCGGACACAGUACAGGAGAUGACCAGAGACUGAGGACACAGUACAGGAGAUGACCAGAGACUGCAGACACAGUACAGGAGAUGACCAGAGACUGCGGACACAGUACAGAUGACCAGAGACUGCGAUGACCAUUCACAAAGCGAAGCGCAUGCGCAAAGCCAGCGUGGGAAGACUGUGCAGCGCUGGAGCGAGGAACAGGUAAGGCCCUCCAGGAGACAACAGCUGAGCGGCCGGCCCGGU